Molecule: messenger RNA, 2518 nt
Organism: Coregonus clupeaformis (lake whitefish)
Lineage: Eukaryota; Metazoa; Chordata; Actinopteri; Salmoniformes; Salmonidae
Product: DET1- and DDB1-associated protein 1
Exons: 5
Coding region: 560-868 (102 amino acids)
Biological process (GO): positive regulation of proteasomal ubiquitin-dependent protein catabolic process
Cellular component (GO): Cul4-RING E3 ubiquitin ligase complex
Source: RefSeq, a predicted model, not a curated record
UCAGGCAAGACGACGAGGAACGCCUAUACACGGACUAGCAACAAAAAUGGAGUAGAAUGACUUGUUAACUUAUACCUCAGCUCUUGUUAUGCUAAAUUAAGUGCUAGCUAGCAAUCAAGAACAGUAUGCUUGGUUAUUCGAUGCAACACAGUUUGAUUAGCGUCGAAGUCAAACGUAAUUUUACAAAUAACACAUGUCUUUAUUUGAUUGUAGCAUAGUCUAAGCGAAUUUGUAAACAACCAGUGCUUUCUUAGCUACGACAAAACACUGGCUAUAAUAGUAGCUAGCUAACGUAAGCGAGUUGCUUGCUGGACAGACAAGCUUGGCUAGUUAGCUAGCUGGUGGUCUUUGCUAGUUUAUGAAAUAUUUGGAAUUGAUGCACAUAUUCCUUGAACUUUGUGUAAUCUUGAAUAUUUGAGAAAGCCAACGCCGAAUAGCGCAUUUUGCUAGCUAGCUAAGCAGGUUCGUGUUGUUGCAAGCAUAUUUUCCACGCGCAUCAGCUAACAUUAGCUAGCAACUUUUGUGUCUGUGUGUUGUCUUCCUGGGGUCAAAAGCCACCAUGGAUAAGGCAGAUUUUUUAAAAGGACUACCUGUCUUCAACAAAAGCAAUUUCAGCCGAUUUCACGCAGACUCUGUCUGCAAAACUUCAAACCGGAGGCCCUCUGUGUAUCUUCCAACUCGGGAGUAUCCAUCAGAACAGAUCAUUGUCACAGAGAAGACAAAUAUUCUAUUGAGAUACCUUCACCAACAGUGGGACAAAAAGAAUGCGGCCAAAAAGAGAGAGCAGGAGCACACUGAGGGGGAGAACACUGCACCCCCGCGGAAAAUUGCCAGAACGGACAGUCAGGAGUUGAAUGAGGACUCGUAGAGUGCUGUGUCAGCAACAUGCAACACACACACACACACACACACAAUUAUGGAUAAAGAAGCACACAAGCAAAGUGCAUUUGACAGACAGGACAGACCACUGCCUACAUUGUUCAACAUGAUCUUGGGAUGCUGACAGUUUUCUCUUUGUAUUUUAUUUACUUUUGCAUUUUUCUUUAUUUUCCCUUAACUGUCCGUUAACACUUAUCUUUUAUAAGUCUUCGAUCGGCACAUAGCUGAAAAGCUCUGCCUUGAUAAUGAAAGGCACAAUAACAUUACCACCCCACCCUGUUGCUUGACCAUGUUUUUACAUGAGGAGCAUUUCUAUUGCUCUGUUUGCUUUCAUUAGUUUACCUGUACUUUGACCUGCAUGUUUUAAAGUCAUGUCCAUUUAAUCAAUUAAAUUGCAUGCCAUUUAUAUACAUCCUUCUGGGCUUGGAGUGAAUAGAAUAUGUGUAUAGACUUUAGAUUGAAAUAGUCUCAGGUUGUUCUUAUGGGGUAUGCUGUCUCAAAAGGCUGUAUUCCUGAAGGUGUUGAUGUCUCUCCUGGUGAUUAAUUGCCUUAAUGGAAAUGUGUUUCUUGGUCAUUUAAGGACCCUCCCUCUGUUUACAUUGUGAUGUCAGUGGAGGAAAUACACACACUGUUAAUGAGUGGGUUGAUGGUGUGGAUAUGGAGAAUGAUCCCACAGGGUCAUAUUGGGGCUCAUUUAAAGGCAUACCAAAUGCAAACCUUUAGAGCUCGCCAGCUUGUAGUUGUAAAAAAUGGAAAUGAGUUACCUCUGGUUUCGUUUGGCCAUUCCUAUGGGGGGAAAGAAUGGGGUUUUGGGAUAAACGCUGAAAAUAAGGUCUGUGGUAAACACAGGCUUAGGAGAUCUUAAACAUUUUGUUCUAUGAGAUAAUGAGUAAGUUUACAUGACCUUUAUGAAUUAUGAAGUCUUUACGUGCUUGUUUUAUUUACAUAAAUGCUUCAAAAUUCACAAAAAGUGACGUUAGCUGAUCAAUAUUAUCUCAUAGAACAAAACGUAUAAGAUCUAAGUCUGUGUUUACCACAGACCUUAUUUUCGGCAUUUAUCCAAAACUCCUCCAAAAACCAUAUUCAUUUUCUCAUAGGCUUUGGCCAAAGAACCAUGACUGAGUUAGUGCCUACAAAAAGACGCCAUUACUAUUGCUCUCUAUACAGUAUAAAAACAGACCAAUGUUGUAGCCAAUACAUAACACAUGAUGCUCGAUGUGUUUGUCAAAACUUUGUUUCCCCCUAGACUCUAGCAGCUAGAUUGUCAUCACAUCUAGAAUUAUAUUGAUACAGAUAAGUGUUUGUGGAUAUUAUAACACUUAUGACUGUUAAAAUGGCAUGGCUCCACAAGUAAACAUAUAGCUAGCUGCCAAGACUAAACUUGGCUCAGGUAUUUUGAUGGCUCCACAAGUAAAACCAUAGCUGCUAAGUUGCAACUUGGCAUGAUCGAUCUGUGUGAACCUAUAGUAUAUAUGUCUUGCUUUAGUCAAUAUGUGGGAUAAAUGUGCCAUUCAGGUGUAUAGAACCUUGUUUCAAAGUGUUCUGCCGUAUAAGGCAUCCUGUUAAACUGUUGUGGGGCAUAGUUGUGUUUGUAACAUAAUCGACAACUGUAAAUACACAAGCGGAGAGUAUUGUUCCU